Molecule: messenger RNA, 3686 nt
Organism: Pseudoliparis swirei
Lineage: Eukaryota; Metazoa; Chordata; Actinopteri; Perciformes; Liparidae
Gene: chaf1a
Product: chromatin assembly factor 1, subunit A (p150)
Exons: 16
Coding region: 160-2877 (905 amino acids)
Biological process (GO): nucleosome assembly
Cellular component (GO): nucleus; CAF-1 complex
Source: RefSeq, a predicted model, not a curated record
CUUACGUUUUAUGUAGAAUACAUUAGAAAUACAUGUCGUUCACAUAGCAACAGACUUUUCGGUUCGCUGUCGGGAGCCCUUUUCAGGUUAUUCACGCAUCUCUGUUCCGGUUUAUCGUAGAAUAUCCACAACUUGAAGAGCCCCGGUUUAGUGGUUGGGAUGUUGGCGGCCGAAAACCCACCUAUGGACGGACAUUUGGCAGCAUCGACUCCCCGUAGGAGAGGGAUGGAUUGUAAAUCAAGUAACAAGGCCAACAAGAAACUUAUCCAAGCUCGUCUCCCAUUCAAGCGCAUGAACCCUGAACCUAAAGAGAACCAGCCGCCGAAACGUCCUUGUGCACAUGCCUGCCCCAAAGCAGGAGCCCCAGACAGGGACAAUGAGAUUGAGUCCUCUCCACUUCCUGUACACAGUGGGCGACCAUUGGUUAAUGGUCGCGGGCCCCUUGACGGCUUCCUGAGCCGCCGGCGCACUGAACCCUCGGAUGAGAACAUGGUCAUAGAUCUGACCUCGGACAACACCAUGUCUCCAAUAAAGCGCAAUGCUUCACCCGCUGUCGCUUCUCCCUGCCUCCAAGCAAAAGACGAGCUUCAGGACAAACACAAAACUGCAUCCUCUGGGAAAACCGGCAGCGUGGAUAAAAAUCCCAAAACACAAACUUUAGACUGCACGGUAGACAGUGACGAUGAGGAGGAAGAAGAAGUAGAAGAGGUGGUCGAGGAGGAAGAAGAAGGUAAUCAGACGGCAGCUAAUUCACAGCUUGACUCAAUGCAGAAUUCUGAAAGUGAGCCAGAGGAGCUUGAGGAGUCGGGGAACGUUUCCAGCUUAGCAAACCAGUCCAUGCUGUCGGUGUCAUCAGUCAGCUCCACAUCCGAAGGUUCACCAGAGAAGUCCAAGACUGAUGACCCCACAACCACGAGUACACCUAAAGGGCCAAAGACCACCCCCAAGAUACCAUCUGAUCAGAAGAACAUCAAAAGACGCUCAUUGAAGAAUGAACAAGAGGAGAAACUCCGUCUGCGACUGGACAAAGAUCGUCAGAGGGAGGAGGCCAAAGCUGAAAAGAUGAAGCAGAAGGAAGAGGCUCGCAGGCUAAAAGAUGAGCAAGAAAAGGAAAAACGAGAGAAAAGGGAAAAAGAGAAACGAGAGAAAAAGGAGAAGGAAGACAAGGAAAAGGCAGACAAGUUGAAAGUGAAAGAAGAUCUGCGGAAAUCAAAGCUCGAGGCAAAGCUUGGAGAGAAAAGGAAGAAAGAGGAGGAGAAGCAGAUGAAGGAAGAGGAGAAACGGUUGAAAGAAGAGAAAGAUCGCCUCAAAGCUGAGAAAGCAGAAAUUACACGUUUUCUCCAGAAAUCCAAAAUCCAACAGGCUCCAAAGACCCUUGCAGCUGCGUGUGGGAAGUUUGCUCCAUUCGAGAUAAAGGAACACAUGGCUCUGGCGCCGCUCUGCCGGGUUCAGUGUGAGGACUCUUUCCUGGAGGAACUGGACCGGUGUUUGUUGAACCCGGCCGAUGGCCUGGAUGGCCUGAAGGACUGGAUCGGGCCAAAGCCGCGCCGCUCGGGACCCACCAACCCCCGACAGAGGGACUCGCUGUGCGAGUGCAUCACCACGGAAGCGCCCAAGCCAGAUGGCGUGCCGGAGCGGACGCAGUGUGGCCCCAUGAAGCUGCUGCAGUUCCACGCCAACUACCGUCCAGCGUACUGGGGCACCUGGAGCAAGAAGAGCUCGCACAUCUCGGCUCGCUGCCCCCUCAAACGAGACAAGGAUGUGUUCGACUAUGAGGUGGACAGCGAUGAAGAGUGGGAGGAGGAGGAACCAGGAGAAUCCCUGUCUCACAGUGAAGGGGAAGACGAGGAAGCGGGUGAAGCUGACGGAGAAGACGACGACGAUGACGACGGCUUCUUUGUUCCUCACGGCUACCUCUCAGACGACGAGGGGGCUCCAGAGGAAGAGGUUGGCGGUGACCUGGAGAAGCAGAAACUUCGCCAGAAAGUGAAAGCGAAGGAGUGGGACGAGCUGAUGUCCACCAAGAAGAGGAUGAAGGUGCUGGAGCCCGUGGUGAGGGGCUGCGUCUGGGAGGGAGAGGGACCCGGGCUGCAGCUCUUCCAGCCGUACGCUCUGUGUCUGGUCGCGCCUUUGCCCAAAGCCGACACCAGCCCCAGCCCGGAGGAGUUCGAAUGGAAAUGUCAGAGGGAAGCACAAUUACUCGGUCAGCUGCUGCCGCUGCUGCACGGCAACUGCAACAGCAGCAAAGUGAUCAUCACCGAGUUUCAGGAGUUUUGUCGUCAGCAGACCUCCUCCUCUUCCUCCUCUUCGCCUCCCCAACUGUCCAGUCCUCAGAGCCCAGCGGACAACGUGCCCACCAGAAUCCAGGUGAAGCGUCUCAUCAAGGGCAACGCCGUGUACGAGAAGCGCUCCGCCCACAGGCGCUGCUGCUGGUACGUGCACAAGGAGGUGCUGUCCCACUGCGGGCAGGAGGCGCUUCCUGUGCCCUGCCAUUGGACCUACCUCACCACCGGCGCUCGGGAAGAGUCCCGCGAAGAACCCCAGGCGGCCACGGGCUCUCACGGGAACUCCCCCACCACACCGCAGACCUCCUCCGCCACGUCGUCAUCCUCCAAGAGGAAGAGCACGGGCAGCAUGUCGAUCACCAAGUUCAUGAAGAAAUGCACGGACCGAGAGCAGACGGAAGCGAUGGAGGCAGACGGUUUUCAAGCCGACAACGAGGAAGACGACGAGGAAGACUGCGUCAUCGUCUCCACGCAGAGUGCCUCCACCCGAAAGACCUCCUCCAGGGAGGGAGACUGUCUGAUGGAAGUCACCCCCUCCGACACGGCGACUCUCCCCGUGGCCAGCGCCGCUCCAACGCUCGCCACUGCCUGAGGCUCCUCCUGAUCAAGCUCCGCCCCCACCCCCAACGCUCCCCCUCCAUAAAUGUCUACUUCCUGGUUCUGAACUCUACGGUGUCCAAAGACAGAAUCACGUAUUCAAGCGAAGGGGAAGCGGCACUCUUGAUACAGGCAGCUCGCAGCAGCAGGUGACUUCCACUCAGCAUCAAGCGCCUUCUCGCCUUUAAUUUUGUUUUUAAUGAUCCGCGAGUCAUCUUGCCUGGGAGGUGUAGUCGUGCCUAAAAAAAAAAUCUGGACUUGUGUGGCUUGAUUAUUAAGGGCGGAUUAUGUCCGACGAUCAUUAACUGUGUCCGAUUUUCCCGUUGACGUGUCCGUCGGACACGUUUUUGUCGAGUGCCUCUUUAAAGCCUCUGGCGCUGCGUCAGAUCGGGUUGAGGAAGAGGACGAGGAAGAGCAGAAGGGAAAUGCCCAAAUGUUCACGAGAAGAAGCGUUCGAGACGUCGAGAACAGCAUAAUUCACAUUUCUUGUGACGCUUGAAUCCAUGACGUUAUUGGAUCGCUUCGAGACUAAAUGUGUGUGUGUGUGUAUGUGUGUAAAUAUAUAUAGUUUACCAGAAUAAGGGGGGGGGGGGAAUGAGAGGCUGAAAGUCCAUCUGUACAUCUUCCCUUUUCGACUUUCAAUGGGUUCAUUCAUUCUGCAAUCUCUAACUCUGACAACCCGCUGGAGUAGUUGCUAGAUCUGUACUUGUACAGUUAGGUCCAGUUUCAGUGUUUUAUAAAUAUGUAUUUUUUUCAAGAAUACUUGAACAGGAUAAAAAUUCAUUAAACAUGAAUAAAAGUACC